Molecule: messenger RNA, 2619 nt
Organism: Exophiala oligosperma
Lineage: Eukaryota; Fungi; Ascomycota; Eurotiomycetes; Chaetothyriales; Herpotrichiellaceae
Exons: 2
Coding region: 284-2323 (679 amino acids)
Source: RefSeq, a predicted model, not a curated record
AAAAGGAUCCCGACCUCACAAGAAGGUGCCUUUGUACGUUUGGUUUCUUGGGUCGUGCGAUAACUCCUUCGCUAUGCUCUAGGUUUCCCCAAGCAUAGAUAACUGUCGACCCUAUCUUGUUUCUUUCUUUGUUCUUUCGUUCGCCGCCGGCGUCGGUUCUGGCACCGAGAGAGAACCCUCCUCCUCCUCCUCCUCUUCUCCUCCUCCAUGGUGCCAGCCCCGGUGGUCGUCCGUCGUUCACACAAUCACCCACUCUGUCACUGACACUGUCCCUACGAGUAACAUGGCGCCGAAUCCCAAGGGCGGUCGUCCCCCUAAACCCCAACUCCAUGGCCGCAUGGUUCAGCCUGCUCUGCCAUUGAUCCCCAGACCAAUCAAGGGCAAGCAGCAGCAGAAGAAGAGCAAGCAGGCAACUUCUGAGCAGGUUGUUGAAACAACCAGCGAAAAGCAGAAGGCUGUUGAGGCGGCCUUGAAGACCUCCGAUGCAGCCGUCAAUGGAGACAAACAGGAACAUGGUGAAGUAUUGAAACCCUCCGACGCAGCAGUCAAUGGAGCCAGCAACCAUGAACGUGGUGACACAGUCGAGGCUCCAGCCAAGGCUCCAGAUGCGACGACAACAGGAGAAGGAGAGACGGAACAUGUCGACUUUUAUUGCGCACCAACUCAAGGCCCAACCGUCGAAACCCCAAGAAAAUCAUCGACUCCCUCAGUUGCGCAAGUUACUCCUGAUAGUACCAAUUUGGAAGACAACAAUUCUGUUGCCGGUGAGGACUCCUUUUUGUCGCAGGUGGCGGCAGACAGCCAGGCCACAAACGAGGCUGCACUGGGCCGUUCUUCCGAACAGGAGACCAAUGCCAAAGAGGAACAAGAGACGGUCAGUUUGACAAACGGUCACCUUUCCAAUGCGUCGGAGCCUAUUAGCAGCGCCAGCGGUGAAGACUAUGACGAACAUGUCUCGGCAAUGGAGUCCUUUGCGCAGGCUGACGAAAUGCGUGCGUUUGGAGGUGCUGUGAACGGAACCUUGUCCUCACCACCGCCGCAAGAGAAUGGUCAUAUGACGCCCGAGGAGGCAGCUCAGUCUCAUGAAGGCAGUGGUGGUGGUCAGUCUACUACUGCGCAAGUCUACGGUUCCGCAGCUGUCAAAUCCCCUCAACAAGACAUGAACGGUGGUGGCGGUAGUGUUCAUGACCCAAUGGCGAUGUCGGGCACAUCUAGGUCGGUAUCUGAAUCGAUUCAACAACAACAACAAGAACCGAGAGACUCUACCGGUCUGGCUCCUCUGCAAGACUACCUGCUCCAGAUCUCCCACACCAAGGAAGGCGUCGACUGGGCGAUCCAGGUCAACCCUCCAGGAGUCCAGCCUUAUGUCUUGUAUGCGCAUUCGUUCCUGAUGCUACGAAGCGAUCGCCUCAGACGCUUGAUGCAGCGCGAACCAUCGUCAUCGACCUACGGAGGAAACGUCAUCCAUCUGUACCCUGCCAGCAAUGCCGUCCCUCAUGCGUUCGACGCAGCUUUACGCUUCUUGUACUCUGACACGGUCUUGUCGCACCUCAUCCAGCCGCAUCCGGGCCCGGAUUUCCAUGCAGCGAGACUUCAGAACCUCGACUACAUCUUGUCUUAUUGGGUCGCCGGCAUCGAGCUAGGCAUCGACCAGGUGUCUGUAUGUGCGGAAAGACUCUUGUUCAACUACGUCGACUGGGACAUCCUCGAAGUCACGUACAAGCAUGCUAUCGACCUUGCCAACUCACCCGUGGUCUCGUCUGGUAAGAACACGACUGGUUCUGACUACGUGGUCGCUAGCAACGCCAUCAUCAGACCCAUCCUCCACUUUCUGGCAGCUCGCAUGGACGUGACCAAGUUCAAGGUCGACACCGCCGGAGCCCCAAUUCACUUUGCAACUCGAUUCCCGAUGCUCGACGGUAACCGUGUCAAGCACAAACCAGCACUGGCUUCCAUGGUCUUUGGCUCCAUGCCAUCUUCCGCCGACAUGUCUCCUACCUCGCCUCAAUCCGAGCUCAUGCCCGCUUCUACUGCGACAUUCCGAGACACUGUGGCAACCAACAUUCUCCUCAACAUCGACUUUGAGCAUCUGUUUUACUUCAAUUCAAUCCUCCAGAGAAACAACAUUGCCGGCGCUCCUCAGCUCAUGGCUAGCAUCAUUGCCGAGCGAGAAGUCCGUCGCCAGAAAAUCCAGAGCUCACAAACUGUGGCCAAUAAGGACCGUAUGGCUAAUUCGACCGCUUGGGAAGUUGUUGGCUGGAAGGAGGAAUGGGACGGCGAGACCAACCUCCCGAAGCGUGAGCGGGUUGGAUUCCUUUCUUGAACGUUCAGCAAAGCAAGCAUUGAUCAUCCUUCUUCAAAACCCCCCCAAAAAGAACAGCGAUUCAGCGUUGACAAAAGUUGUUGAGAGAUAUGGCACAGUUUUCACACAUCCAGAAAAGCAGGCGAUUAAUGGCAGCAUAUUGGCGUGAAUGUCUUCUUUUUAGGGCCUGUUAUUUCUUGUGCUUGGUUUUCGGGGUCAGGUGUGGUUCCGGCGUACUACUUCUUGGUGGAUAUUAUGCCGUUGAUGGCCGAGACGAAGCUGAGUAAAUACACUGAGCUAGAUACCCCCUUCUUGAU